This is a messenger RNA of Neopsephotus bourkii (Bourke's parrot), 2318 nucleotides long. It is a transcript of the gene MLKL, whose product is annotated as mixed lineage kinase domain like pseudokinase. The coding region runs from base 584 to 2041 and encodes 485 amino acids. Gene Ontology annotation, biological process: cell surface receptor signaling pathway; protein phosphorylation. Gene Ontology annotation, molecular function: protein kinase activity; ATP binding. Lineage: Eukaryota; Metazoa; Chordata; Aves; Psittaciformes; Psittacidae. The record is from RefSeq and is a predicted model, not a curated record. The transcript is spliced from 10 exons.
UCUUAGUGCUGUCUGCACCAAUGAUGUGGGUGGCUGCUGCUCAUUUCCCUGCAACAGGGGCAGCUUUCUGUCCCAGCUGCCUGGAUGUGGGCUGGGGAGGAGGGACUAUCCCUGUGGGAAUGCUAAGCACAUAGAAAGAGGUUGAUUGAAAAUCCUAAGUGGGCAAUACAGAGCUAGAGGGAGAAAAUAUGAAGUCGAGAACACUGUGGAUGUGACGGUAUGAGAGCUUUCAUUAGAUGGGUGACAACAGAGAGACAUUGACUAGAAAUAAAAAUGGAUCUUUAUGGUCAAAGAUGUAGGCUCUGGGGCAGGAUCCCAAGGUGGUGUGGAGCCAGUCUCUGUGUAAGGUCUCUGGAGACAGCUAGCAGUAAAUUAAUUUAUAUAAAUCAAGACAAAACGUCUGCUAAUGCAGAGUGAGAUGUGGCCAUACUGCUCCUACUGAUGUCUCUGUGUGUGCCUACUCCAGUCUUAGAAGAAGGCAUAGAAGAGUGAUAUCCAGCUGAUCUCUGAACGAUAUCUGAGGCUCACCUCCACUAGACACUGCCAGUCCACAUCCCCAGUGGCCAAGCCCUUUGCUGCAAGUAUGGACAUUGUGGAGAGGGUCCUCUCUGUGGCCCAGGCUGUCCAUGCCCAAUUCAAGCAGGUCAAGUGCUGUAAGCACCAGUGCCAGCGCCUUGUGGAGCGCAUCCAGAUCCUGCUGGAGCCUGUGAGGAUCCUCAAGGCUCAGCCGUCAAAACACAUUUCCUACCAUGAAGAGGAACUGCUGAAGAAGCUGCUGGAGGCACUGGGGGAAGCCCAGAGGCUGGUGAUGAAAUACAGCCAGACCAGCUGGAUCCAGAAGUUCCUGAGAGCCCACAGCACGGGUGAGGAGUUUGUCUGGGUGAAUGAAAGCCUGGAGGACAUUGCCCAGGGGCUCUCGCUCCUGCUUCAGGCAGAGCAGAAGCAGGCUUUUCUGGAGGCUUUCCAGGCAAAGACAUGCCGCAGGCAGGACGCUGAGGACCUGAAGGAUGAUAAGGCUUUCUUGGACCAGGUGAUCGCAAGUACUGAGGAGCCUGAAGACGUGACCAGGGAGAUCUACAUCAACAGGCAAUGUAUGGAGAGCAAGGUGGACUGGAUGCAAAGUGAGCUGAACAAAAUCGUGCGUGUGAUGGACUGCUUGAAGAAGGUCAAUGUUGAUAAAAGAGAAGACAUCACUGAGAUCAAGCGGGACCACCUCACCUUCGACAGGCAACUGCAGGACACUGAGAGCUACAACCUCUACAAGGGCGAGUACCUCAAGUACCCUGUUGCCAUCAAAACCUUCAAGCGGCCACUAACCACCGACCCGGCGAAGGUGAGAGACAUCUUUGAGAAGGAGGUUCAGACCCUGAAGAAGUUUGAGUCUCCAAACAUCCUACGUAUGUACGGGAUCUGCAUUGAGGAGAAAGAUGGAAGCCCCUGCUUCUCCAUCGUCAUGGAGUACUGCAAGCACGGGACACUGCGGGAUGUGCUGACCAAGCAACAACAUCUCUCCUGGGACAUCCGCAUUCGGAUGGCUCUGGGAUCUGCCAGAGGCCUUUACAGGUUGCACCAGACGGAGGAGAAGUCCAGACUCCAUGGCUGCAUCUGCAGCAGCAAGUUCCUGGUGGCCGGGGAUUACUGUGUGAAGCUCUCAGGAUUUGAGCUGUGUGAAACGGAGUCAUCCAUCAAGAGGAAAGCCAAGAAUAACUGGAAACAAGUCUCUAUGUUGGCUUAUAUUGCUCCCGAGAACCUGAAAGACAUCAACUACCCCUACAGGAGGCCCUGUGAAAUAUACAGCUUUGGGAUCGUGCUGGGGGAGAUUGCGACCUCCAAAAUCCCAUUUGAAGGCUGCACUCCCCAGGAGAUCAUGGAGAAAAUCUGCAACCACCAAUACCAGGAACCUGUUGGGGAUGAUUGUCCUGAAGACCUGCGGAAAGUCAUUGACCAGUGCCGAGCCUUUGACCCUUCCCAACGCCCUUCUGCUGAAGAGAUUGUGGAUGCACUGUCUGACCUGGAGAGAAGCAGAAACCAAGGAAGAUAACUGGGAAGCAUGGGCCGGCAUCUGAAAGCAGCUGGGAGCUUUGGAGUGACCCAAGGGGGAGAAGCAGCACACAGCGUGCUACUCACCCCCCUUUCUUGCUCACAGAGACUGCCUGUUCAAUACACUUAUGUUUGAGACCCCCCACCCUUACAGGGAUCUGAGGCGAGGGCACCCUGCCACAGGCUUUACACAGGAGAUGUUGGCUCCAGGGGGUACAAAGGGGGGGAAGCAAAGGGAGGCUGGCAGGAGCAGCUGGGGAGACGUGAAGAGAACUAGA